This is a messenger RNA of Ciona intestinalis (vase tunicate), 1268 nucleotides long. The record is from RefSeq and is a predicted model, not a curated record. NCBI's taxonomy places the organism in Eukaryota, Metazoa, Chordata, Ascidiacea, Phlebobranchia, Cionidae.
AUAGAACAACAAGUGCACAUGUGUUUCUAGCUUGCUGCAAAGUGUGUAAAAAGUCUUUAAAGUAACGGGUCUGAGUGGCAGUUAAUCAGCAAAAAGAGCGUGUAUUACUUAAGUACUGCAGAGAACGUUUUUAUCAGAGGGCCACGAUGUUUGCUGUUAUAAUUGCCGGUCGUUUGGUUCAAACUGAUUUAAACGCAAUUGACGAAACAAAGUUCAUGUUUACGUUGAUGGAUCUCGACAAUGUUAAUCAUAUUGUGGUGUUCAUGACGGGACAACAAGCUUUUCCAGAAGGUGUUGGAGGAGCUGUGUACAUGAACUGGCCAUCAAAGAACGGGGAAUCGGGGUGGCAACUUAUUGGGCACAUCACAAACCAGAAACCAUCGUCCAUAUUCAAAAUAUCUGGAUUCCAGAAAGGCGCUUCAAAUGAAAACAUAUUUUCUGACAUGUCGUCGUUCCCUUCCCCUGAGCAACCACAUCAUGCACAGCUUGGAAUCUCCCUUGAGCCUCUCACCCAGCUAGCCCAACAAGUCCCAGCCACCUCUGGAUCCUCUGUUGAAGAAGGUCACACCUUUAAUGACUUUGCCAACAAAAUGAUUCUCAGUUUUUACAACUUUGCUUCUUCAUUCUCGACCUCAAAACAAGAGAUUGCAGAAGCUGUGGUCACGGGAGUGAAUGCUAGAAGCACCGUAACGGAACAGAACUUUAUCCCGGUAUCAGUGCUUGAAAACUGGUUGAAACAAUUUCAGAACAAACUUUCAAGAGAUGUUAACUUUUGGAAAAAGUGAAUUAUUUCUGCUCGUUUACAUUUUUGUUAAGUGCAACCUGGAAUCAUUGGGGUAAUAUGUCAACUCUGGCCUAAAUAUCAGGCGUGUCCUGCUGUAGGGCCUCAACCUUGUAGAAUAAAGAACUAUUAAUCAUGCCUAAGAUAAGUUCCAUGAUACAUUACUAAGCACUAGUGUAUGGAACCAUAGAGAGUUCAUUAGUUAUUUGUUUAAAAUUGCAUUUUCUGUAAACCAAAUUCGAAGCCAAAAAGUGAACAAAAAGUUUUUUCAUGCUAAAUUGUGUGUUAUUUUACAGUUAUUGCAGUUUUAUAUUUUAAGCAAGCAAAUAUAUUUUCAUGCGUUUAUACCAUUAUCAAAUUUCAUACCAUAUUGUAAACACAGUACAUUUUAUGCAGUUAGCAUGUUAUUUUUAUUCAUUUUCAAUGUCGUUUCAAUUUAAAUAGUGCUGUAACACGAAAAGAAAUUUUCGCGAAUUUUCAAAUCAAA